Messenger RNA from Cynocephalus volans (Philippine flying lemur), 4354 nucleotides. It is a transcript of the gene RIN2, whose product is annotated as Ras and Rab interactor 2. Gene Ontology annotation, molecular function: small GTPase binding; guanyl-nucleotide exchange factor activity. The transcript has 12 exons. The record is from RefSeq and is a predicted model, not a curated record. NCBI's taxonomy places the organism in Eukaryota, Metazoa, Chordata, Mammalia, Dermoptera, Cynocephalidae. Bases 141 to 2837 code for a protein of 898 amino acids. Gene Ontology annotation, biological process: vesicle-mediated transport; signal transduction. Gene Ontology annotation, cellular component: cytosol; endocytic vesicle.
CUGGACUUGUGAACUUCUGCCAGAAGAGACUGAAUGUGCGCCCUUCCCCAUGCUGGGGAGGCAGGGCUGAUCUGGAGUGCAGAGGACCAUGCCGGUGGCGAGAGGAGUUGCUGGCGUGCAGUAGAGCCUCUCGGGGAGAAAUGUCAGCUUGGACCAUGGGAGCCCGUGGUGUGGACAAGCGAGGAAGUUUCUUUAAGCUCAUUGACACAAUUGCCUCGGAGAUCGGAGAACUGAAACAGGAGAUGGUGCGGACAGAUGUCAGCCUGGAAAAUGGCCUGGAUCCCGCUGAAACCCACAGCAUGGUAAGACACAAGGAUGAUGGCUAUCCCGAGGAAAAGGAUGUGAAGACCUAUGCCCGGGACUCUGGCUAUGACAGCCUCUCCAACAGGCUCAGCAUAUUGGACCGGCUCCUCCACACCCACCCCAUAUGGCUGCAGCUGAGUCUAAGUGAGGAGGAGGCAGCCAACGUCCUGCAGUCCCAGCCUCCAGGGAUCUUCCUGGUUCAUAAAUCCACCAAAAUGCAGAAGAAAGUCCUCUCUCUCUGCGUACCCUGUGAAUUUGGAACCCCCCUCAAGGAAUUUGCCAUAAUGGAAAGCACAUACACCUUUUCCCUGGAAGGCUCAGGAAUCAGUUUUGCAGAUUUAUUCCGGCUCAUUGCUUUCUACUGCAUCAGCAGGGAUGUUCUGCCGUUUACCUUGAAGUUGCCUUAUGCCAUUUCAGCAGCCAAGACUGAGGCUCAGCUUGAAGAACUGGCCCAGCUGGGACUAAAUUUUUGGAGCUCUCCAGCUGACAACCACCCCCCAAACCCUCCACCUCUCCAUAGGCCUCUGUCCUGCGCCGGCGUCUGUCCUGCCUCCUUGCGCCAGCUCUGCCUCAUAAAUGGAGUGCAUUCUAUAAAAACCAGGACGCCUUCGGAGCUGGAGUGCAGCCAGACCAACGGAGCCCUGUGUUUCAUUAAUCCUCUUUUCUUGAAAGUGCACAGCCAGGACCUCAGCGGAGGCCUGAAACGGCCGAGCACAAGGACUCCCAACGCGAAUGGCACUGAGAGGCCUCGGUCGCCCCCGCCCAGGCCCCCGCCACCCGCUAUUAAUAGUCCCCACACAAGCCCUGGGCUGUCCGGGACUGAAACCCAGACGAGCAUGCCAGAAACAGUCAACCACAACAAACAUGGGAACGUAGCCGUGCCUGGCACUAAACCAACUCCCAUCCCUCCGCCCCGGCUGAAGAAGCAGGCGUCUUUUCUGGAAGCGGAAGGCAGCGCGAAGACCUUGACCGGCGGCCGGCCCGGCCCGGGCGGGGAGCGGGAGCCGCGCGCAGGCGGCGGCGCAGGUGGGGCCCCGCCCGGGCAGGCGGCGGCGGCGGCGGCGGGUUGCACAAGGGCCCCGCCGGCCGGCUCUGAAUCACGGCCCCCGGGCCAUGGAGGCAGGCAGAGGCUGAGCGACAUGAGCAUUUCCACUUCCUCCUCCGACUCGCUCGAGUUCGACCGGAGCAUGCCUCUGUUUGGCUACGAGGGGGACACCAACAGCAGCCUGGAGGACUACGAAGGGGAGAGUGACCAGGAGACCGUGGCGCCCCCCAUCAAGUCCAAAAAGAAGAGGAACAGCUCCUUCGUGCUGCCCAAGCUCGUCAAGUCCCAGCUGCAGAAGAUGAGCGGGGUGUUCAGCUCCUUCAUGACCCCGGAGAAGCGUAUGGUGCGCCGGAUCGCCGAGCUGUCCCGGGACAAGUGCACCUAUUUCGGGUGUCUGGUGCAGGACUACGUGAGCUUCCUGCAGGAGAACAAGGAUUGCCACGUGUCCAGCACGGACCUGCUGCAGACUAUCCGGCAGUUCAUGACCCAGGUCAAGAACUAUUUGUCGCAGAGCUCCGAGCUGGAUCCCCCCAUCGAGUCGCUGAUCCCCGAAGACCAAAUAGAUGUGGUGUUGGAAAAAGCAAUGCACAAGUGCAUCUUGAAGCCCCUGAAGGGGCACGUGGAGGCCAUGCUGAAGGACUUCCAUGUGGCCGAUGGCUCGUGGAAGCAACUCAAGGAGAAUCUGCAGCUUGUGCGGCAGAGGAAUCCACAGGAGCUGGGAGUCUUCGCCCCAACCCCUGAUAUUGUGGAUGUGGAGAAAAUCAAAGUCAAAUUCAUGACCAUGCAGAAGAUGUAUUCACCGGAAAAGAAAGUCAUGCUGCUGCUAAGGGUCUGCAAGCUCAUUUACACUGUCAUGGAGAACAACUCAGGGAGGAUGUAUGGCGCUGACGACUUCUUGCCGGUCCUGACCUAUGUCAUUGCUCAAUGUGACAUGCUGGAAUUGGACACUGAAAUCGAGUACAUGAUGGAGCUCCUUGACCCAUCACUGUUACAUGGAGAAGGAGGCUAUUACUUGACAAGCGCCUAUGGAGCACUUUCUUUGAUAAAGAACUUUCAAGAAGAGCAAGCAGCGCGACUGCUCAGCUCGGAGACCAGAGACACCCUGAGGCAGUGGCACAAGAGGAGGACCACCAACCGGUCUAUCCCCUCGGUGGAUGACUUUCAGAAUUACCUCCGAGUUGCAUUCCAGGAGGUCAACAGCGGCUGCACGGGAAAGACCCUCCUUGUGAGACCAUACGUCACCACCGAGGAUGUGUGUCAGCUCUGUGCCGAGAAGUUUAAGGUGGGGGACCCUGAGGAGUACAGCCUCUUUCUCUUUGUUGACGAAACAUGGCAGCAGCUGGCAGAAGACACUUACCCUCAAAAAAUCAAGGCCGAGCUGCACAGCCGGCCACAGCCCCACAUAUUCCACUUUGUCUACAAGCGCAUCAAGAAUGAUCCUUAUGGCAUUGUUUUCCAGAAUGGGGAAGAAGACCUCACCCCCUCAUAGAAGACAAGCAGAACUUCCAAGUUGUGCAUCCAAAGGGGGGCUAGGAGCUGUGACUUCUGGCUUCCAUGUGCUUGAGCUUGAAAAGCAGCCACCUCCUCAGGGCCCCUCAGUUCAAUGACAAAGCCAUCUACAGGCCAACUUGGCCAAAGGCAUCUUUAGCCACACAAGGUUGCUGAGGUUCGUAGAACAGUAGGAUUCUCCUUCAGCAAUGGGAGAGUUGCAGCUGAUGGUUCAGGUGUCCUGAGAUUGUUCACUGCCUACCCCCAGCCAGGCUCUAGGUUGCCUUCCAUGUAUGCAUAUGUGCCGAAUAAACACUUAAAGUACACGCCCUUCUCUUGAAUUCAACGGCAGGUGACAAGACUGUCCGAUGCAGUGCGUCAGAUACUUCUCAGCUCUAUGGAUGGCUCCAUCCUCUCCUUCCUUCCUUCCUUUUUUGUGUUUUUUACAAAGAGCCUUUGUGUUUUUAUAUAUUUCAUAGAAAUUUUUAUAGCAGUUGCAGGCAAACUGUCAGGACUGGUUUUUUAAAUAUUUUUGUAACUUUAAGAUAUUCUGUAAUUAUGCAUGUGAUUUUAACAUUUAAUAUUCGAAAGUAAAUCUCUUGCUGGGUUUGAGAGUAUUGCAUUUUAAAAGUCUCUCUUCUGUAACUGGAUGUUUGGGUAACUUUGUAGGGAGAGACUGCUGGAUUUCUUAAAGCAAUGUAUUCCUGACACUGGCCACAGAAUGCCUUUGGAAAUCUGAUGUACUGUUUUCUUGUUCAUGUUUAGUGAUGUUGUGUUGUUUUGUUUUUUAAACAAAUGAUGCUGAGAAUAAGGAGAGAAAUGAAUGUAGAGAGAGGUAGAGGGAGAAAUACAGACUCUAAGAAAGAACUAAGGAGUGUAGUCUGCUGGUUCAGACUCAUUGAAGGACAUAGGAAAAGGAGACAGAAGGAACCACCUAUGCUUAAAAUACUGGAAAUAUGCAAUGAGAUUUGGCAAAACCUAUUCCGUGUGUUCCAUAUCUUCUAUUGGAAACAAUUCUGAAAACCCCACAAGGAAAAACAAAUCAAGGAUAACACUUCCUCUCACCCCCUCCCCCAAUUUCGACAUAAAUCAAAUUAUUUGGGGCAGAAACCAAGUAAUGUAUAAUGUGGCUUUUAUUGAGUUAAAUAAGAUGCUGUACAUUGGAAAAGAGUUUGAAAAUGCAUCAAAAAAUCCAUCUGUAUUAUAAGAAUGUAUGGCAAAGUUAAAUUUAUGUUUUGUAAAACCAGUUUGCGGAUGCACAGACUAUGAGGGUCUUGUAUCAGUGUAACACAGGUAGUUACAAAAACAUGUUAUUGUGCUGUGUAAAGAUGCGUGGUCAUCUAAUUUGGUUCCCCUUGUACCCUGUACCUUUUUUAGCCUUGGCUUUUGUUGUACUAGGAACCUUCAGCACAUAAUGUGUUGUACUUCCCUUUGUAAAUGACUUUUAAAUGAAAUUUUGCACAUAAUACAUUGUAAUACUGUACGAUAAUCGUGUGUGAAAAUAAUUUUUGAAAUAUU